Callorhinchus milii (elephant shark) is the source of this 2662-nucleotide messenger RNA. RefSeq names its product double-strand-break repair protein rad21 homolog. Gene Ontology annotation, cellular component: cohesin complex; synaptonemal complex. The transcript is spliced from 14 exons. Gene Ontology annotation, biological process: synaptonemal complex assembly; mitotic sister chromatid cohesion; replication-born double-strand break repair via sister chromatid exchange. NCBI's taxonomy places the organism in Eukaryota, Metazoa, Chordata, Chondrichthyes, Chimaeriformes, Callorhinchidae. The record is from RefSeq and is a predicted model, not a curated record. The coding region runs from base 121 to 1863 and encodes 580 amino acids. Gene Ontology annotation, molecular function: chromatin binding; protein binding.
UUUUGGCGGCAUCACGAGGAGGAGCCGCCAUUUUAUGUGCUGAAGCCGCCGUCUCGCGCCGUCUCUGUCUCCGGGAGCCAUUUUCUGUUCUUGUUGGUGAUAUUUCUACAACCUGCAGCAAUGUUUUAUGCUUCUUUAUUUUUGACCAAGCGUGGACCACUGGCUAAGAUUUGGCUUGCUGCCCAUUGGGACAAAAAACUCACCAAAGCUCACAUUUUUGAGUGCAACUUGGAGAUUACUGUUGAAAGCAUUAUUUCACCUAAGGUUAAAUUAGCACUGAGAACAUCAGGACAUCUGCUUCUAGGGGUAGUACGGAUUUAUCACAGGAAAGCAAAGUACCUCUUGGCAGACUGUAAUGAAGCAUUGACAAAAAUAAAAAUAACCUUUCGUCCAGGUAUUGUAGAUCUGUCUGAAGAAAACCUUGAAGCUACCUACAAUGAUAUUACUCUCCCUGAAGAGUUUCAUGACUUUUCUAAUCAAUUGCCUGAUGUAAAUGCCAUUGAUGUUGCUGAGCACUUUACCCUAAACCAGAGCACAGCUGAGGAGAUCACCCUAAGGGAAGAUGUGCACAGGGUGCUUAAGGAUAAUGGGUUUGGUGGUUAUGGAAUGAUGAAGAAUGGAGGUAUCUUGGAUGACAAUCUGACAAGUACUAGUGAAUCAAUAUUUCCUCAAACACCAGUAAAGGACCCUGGCUAUAGUACAAGUGAAAUUGUCACAUUAAGUAGCAAUAAAAAUAGCUUUCAGAAUGAUGGCUUUGGAGAUGAGGGAGCAGCUGAUACAUUGGAAAAGCUUCUGAGUGGUGAAGCAGAAAAUAUGUUUAUGGAUUUUGCCGAGGGAAUCAUUAAACCUCUUCCAAAUAACAACUCAGUCAGCAAUAUGACAGGCAAUUCAGAAGGUCUUAAUUUUAUACAUCGAGUGGAACAUCUUCCAUGUGACCAAACAACCCUGUUGUCUAAUGAAGAAAAGGGCUUUGCCCUACAGCCAGUUGACACUACUGUUUCCUCAGGAAAAAAGAGGGGUAAAAGGCGUCGAAAUCUCACUGUGGAUUGUGUUAAGGAACUUGACAGUAAGACCAUUCGUGAGUGGAUUAGUGACUUCUCAGAUAUCAUCACUACGAUAGACCUGGCUCCGCCCACCAAGAGGCUGAUGAUUUGGAAGGAGUCAGGGGGAGUGGAAAAGCUGCAAUCAGAGCCGGCCCAGUACUUGAUCAGCUGUCGAUUAUUAAAGUUGUUCACAAGAUGCUUGACAAAAGGCCUGCCUCGUGAGGUGAACGGUCAGAGUGAGGAGUUUGGCAGAGAGUGUGAAAUUGAAGCAAUGAGAAGUGAGCCACACAAUGUGAUUGCAGAUUUGCCUAUUAUGGAGGAGCCAAGUCAUAUGCACGAAUCUACAUUAAUUGAGUCCGAUCGAAGCAGCAUUGAUCAUACAUCAAUGUUAAUUCGGAAGAGAAGCAAUAAGAAGGAUAAGGCAACUGAAAAAGGAAGUCCAGCAUCUGAAAUACUUACCGUACACUUAACAUCGGUGGACCUUCCUCUUGAAGUCAGUCAUCCACCUACUGGGCAGAAAAGAAUAGGUGAAGAAAUGGAAGAUGAGCCAAGGAGGAGCCAUUAUGAAGCUCAUAAUUAUGAUGAGAGAAAGUGGAACAAAAGAACUCAACUGUUACUUCACAACCUACAGAAAAUCCAUCAAAGCACAAGUGCCAAGUGUUUCAGCUUGCUGGAGUUGUGCAGAAACAAUAACCGUAAGCAGGCAGCAGUCAAAUUUUACAGUUUUCUGAUGCUUAAGAAACAAUCAGUACUUAUAUUUUCCCAAAUAAAACCCUAUGCCGACAUCAUUGCCAUCCCAGGACCAAGGUUUCACCUUUGAACACUUUGUUCAAUUCUCAGAAUACUCAAUUAUUUUUUAAGCUUUCUGAUGUUGAAUAAUAGUUCAUGAUUCAAACAAUGCACAGAACCAUAGAACAUUUCUCCUUGGACAUGAUUUCUACUGCAAUCCCUUCCAGUUUAGUUUAAUUAAAGUCUGAGUUCAAUUCUGAGUAAAUUUAUACCCAUUUAGCAAGUGUUAGAAUUAAUACAAACAAAAGCUUCAAGUCAAGAUGGUGCUUCAUAGAGCUUGGCGCUGAAGGUCUGUAACAUAAAGGGGAGACAAGUUAAAAGUUUAUUGAAUGAUUGGCAAGCCUAAAGUAUAGCACCUGCUUGUCACCAGCAGUAAUAUAAUACUGGUUAUUGAUGAUGGUGUUGGCGACUAGUCACAAUGGAUGUUGGGUUCCCAGCACCCAGAGGUCACUAGGGACCAGUUUGACAUCAAACCAUUAGCGAUUGUUGGUCAUUUAUUGACUUUGCUGAAAUAUGUGUUCCAUUCUGUUAGUAGCAAAUGUUCAGAAAAAUUAUAUAUCUUUUUACUAAAAUAACUUCAACCAAAGCAUUUUAUUAUAAAAGUUUAUACUUUUUCCUGUGUUUUGUAUUUAAAUAAUUAUAUUUCUGUAAACAGACCAUUUUGUUUUGCUGCCAAGUGUUUAUAGUUGAUGCUCAGAGCUGAUGCAAUAGGCUGGGUAUUAAUAUUGACCAAAUCUUUGGGUGUUUUUCACUGGAAUGUUUUUCUAUACUGUUUAAAAAAUGUUUUAUGUUAUUAUAGCUCUGUCUGAAAUAAAACAACACUAAGCUGU